Molecule: messenger RNA, 6928 nt
Organism: Mobula hypostoma (lesser devil ray)
Lineage: Eukaryota; Metazoa; Chordata; Chondrichthyes; Myliobatiformes; Myliobatidae
Gene: trpn1
Product: transient receptor potential cation channel, subfamily N, member 1
Exons: 30
Coding region: 192-5180 (1662 amino acids)
Biological process (GO): calcium ion transmembrane transport
Cellular component (GO): membrane
Molecular function (GO): protein binding; calcium channel activity
Source: RefSeq, a predicted model, not a curated record
GUAACGGGACCAAGGCGGAGUUAGCAACGUUAAACGAGAGCACACUGAGGGUCCGGAUUGGUGCCAAUCGGAAAAAAAAAUUGCCAUCAGCGCCAUCUACCUGGGCACACAGUGGCACAAACCCAGGCUGAGAGAAAGGGGAGCAAUUCUAAAGUGGAGUUCUGGACUGGAGGAGCAGCUCAGAUGGGAAAAUGUCCGAGACGAGUUCUACCAGCUCUGGGUCUACUGCGGGUUCAGGCAGUCGUGUUUUACAGCUGGCGAGCAGAGGAGAAUGGACAGCCCUGGAACAAGCUUUGAAAAGCAUUGACAAGGGAGACCAGGACAUCUCUCACACGGACGAAGAAUCUGGUCUAACCCCACUUUUGAUUGCUGUUCGGGAAAAUAAAUUGGCAAUUGUGGAAAAACUACUUGAGUUAGGAGCCAAUCAGAUUGAUCGGUCAAAGGCUAAACCAUUGGAACUGUACUGCUCCAUUGUUACAGCAUUCCUAAUCCUCCAACCCCAAAAGGGUGGAAGGACCGCACUGCACGUCGCUGCAGCACAUUCAAAGGAAGAGAUUGUUCGGCUGCUUCUGGCAAAGAGAUGGGACCCUAAUCUCACUGGAGGGCAUAAGGAUCAGUUGCCUCUACAUUUUGCUGCCAGUCGACCCAGUGGUGCUCUCAACAUAGUACAGAUGCUACUGAGGUCCUCAAACAAAGAUGCUCGAUUGAUGCAAGAUAAGGAUGGCUGCAUUCCCUUGUUUCUAAGUGCUGAAGUUGGUAAUGUCGUAGUGUGCAAGGAACUACUCAGUGUUAAUGCUGAUCUACAACUCAGGACACAACGGAAGGAUGAUGGGGAUACAGUCUUACAUGUUUGCUGCAGAAAGAAAGAUCUAGAAUUGGCUAAACUCAUGGUAGAGCUUGGUGCUGGUGUGGACUUUCAGAAUAAAGAAGGUCAAACUCCUUUGCAUAUUGCUGCCUCGGAAGGAGAUGAACUCAUGCUGAAGUUCUUCUAUCAGUACAAAGCCAAUCCAAACAUUACAGACAAGCUGGACCGGUCACCACUGCACGUUGCUGCUGAACGAGGACACACCAAUGUGGUUGAAGUAUUAACUGAGAAAUUUAAAUCUAAUGUACUGGCCCGAACAAAGGAUGGAAGUACUUUAAUGCACAUCGCCUCACACUGCGGCCACCCUGAAACAGUGCUGGCAUUCCUGAAAAAAGGAGUCCCUCUCCACAUGCCCAAUAAGUCUGGGGCAGUGUGCCUCCAUACUGCAGCAAAGAGAGGGCAUGCAACUGUAGUGAAAGUGUUACUCCAGAAGGGGGCGCAUGUUGAUGCAAAGACAAAGGAUUGCUACACAGCCCUACACAUUGCAGUGCAGCACUGUAAGCCUCUGGUGGUGCAGACCUUGCUGGGCUUUGGGGCUCAGGUUCAGCUCAAAGGAGGCAAGGUGCAGGAGACUCCACUGCAUGUUGCUGCUCAAGUAAAAGAUGGUGAGAAGGUGGCAGUAAUGCUGUUAAAAAGUGGAGCAGAAGUAAAUGCUGAGCAAGAGAAUAGUGAGACGGCCAUGCAUAUAGCAGCUCGGUACGGCAACCUGAAAAUGGUCCAAGCAUUGAUUGAGGAGGGAGGUGACCUAACAUGGCAGUCCAAGGCUGGAGAGAAUCCACUUCACGUUGCAGUCCGGCACUGUCAUGUCAAUGUUGUGGAAGAAAUCCUGAACUACCUGACCAAUGAGAGGAGUCGCCUCAAGGCUGUUGUGUGUGUCAACCAGGAAAACCAGGAAGGAGAAACAUGCCUGCACUUAGCAGCAGAGAUAACGAAGGACACGAUUCACUUCAAUCAAGAGGACACUAAGAUCGUUAAAAUUCUCUUGGAGUAUGAUGCUGACAUCACUGCAACAACAAAGCUGAUGCAUGAAACUCCAUUACAUUACUGUGCACAUGUCGGGAAUUCAGAUGUUCUUCUUGAAAUCUUGAAACACAUUGGCUCAAAUAGAAUGCAGCAGGCCAUCAAUAAACAGUCUAAGAAUGGCUGUUCACCAUUGCUUCUGGCUGCAGAGAGAGGACACACAGAGAUGGUGAAAAUAUUGCUGCUAAACCACGCUAGAGUGGAUGUAUUUGAUGAGCAUGGUAAAGCUGGGCUUCACUUGGCAGCAGAGAACGGUCAUGAUCAGAUCUCAGAUAUCCUGCUCUGGCACAAGGCCUUUGUCAAUGCCAAAACUAAGCUCGGCUUGACACCACUGCACCUGGGAGCACAGAAUGGUUACAACAGGCUGGUAAAGCUUCUGGUAGAGACCCAUGCCGCCAGCAUUGAUGCACUCUCUCUGUCGAAACGGACACCUCUACACCUGGCAGCAGCAAAUGGGCAGCUUGAUGUCUGCAACACUUUACUCAAGAUGAAGGCAGAUGCAAAUGCCACUGAUAUCCAUGGACAAACACCUCUCCACCUGGCUGCAGAGAAUAAUCACUCUGAGGUUGUGAAACUCUUCCUCAAACAGAAGCCUGAACUGGUGAUGUCUGCAAACAUGGAGGGGUCCACUUGUGCACACAUCGCUGCAUCCAAGGGAAGUGUUGCUGUGAUCAAGGGGCUGCUGAAGUUCAACAAAGCUGGAGUUACCAUGGCUCGGAAUAAGAAUAAAGACUCCAGUCCUCUCCACCUAGCUGCCGCUGGAGGUCAUGCUGAGGUUGUUAAGGUGUUGCUGGAGGCCGGUGCAUCUGCCACUGAUGAGAACGCUGAGGGAAUGAACACAAUUCAUUUGGCUGCUAAAAAUGGACACAUUAAUGUCCUUGAAGCUCUCAAAGGCACUCUGUCCUUUAAAAUAACCAGCACAAAGACUGGAUUCACAGCCCUUCAUGUGGCUGCACACUUUGGCCAGAUGGACUUUGUGAGGGAGAUUCUCACCAAGAUGCCGGCAACCAUAUGCAGUGAGACCCCAAAGAUCACCAGUGAGGGACAACUAGCAAAAAAGCAACCAAGUGAGUCAGGAUACACACCUUUACACUUGGCAGCACAGUCUGGGCAUGAGAACUUGGUCCGUCUUCUACUUAAUUACCCAGGGGUCCAGGUGGAUACUCAAACCAGCUUGCAGAGGGCCACCCCACUCCACCUCGCAGCACAGAAUGGUCACACUGCAGUAGUCGGACUCCUCCUGAGUAAAUCCACCUCUCAGCUGCAUCUGAAGGACAACCGGGGACGCACCUGCCUUCACCUGGCAGCUGCCAAUGGACACAUUGAGAUGGCCCGAGCUCUCCUUGGCCAAGGAGCUGAGAUCAAUGUCAUCGACAAGAAUAGUUGGACUCCAUUGCAUUUUGCAGCAAAGUCUGGUUCCCUGGAUACAGUACAGUUCCUGGUGGAAAAUGGAGCUUCUCCCAAGUUGGAAUGUAAGGAAGGAAAGACACCCAUUCAGUAUGCAGCAGCUGACCGCCACCAGGAGGUGGUGAGUUUUUUAAUCCAAAAGAAUAACAUAACCUUGAAACUGACAGAGGACCGCAAGUUCCUCUUUGAUCUUAUGGUCUGUGGAAAACUGAAUGGGAACAAGGUCAUUGAAGAGUUUGUUCUGCACUCAGCUGCCCCCAUGGACACGGCCAUCAAACUCUCCCAUGCUUUUGGCAUCACGGCUCUGAAAGAAAAGGAGAGAUACAGGGAGUGGCUGGAAGCUGCCAAGUACUGUGAGAACAUGGCCAGUGAGCUGCUUACAGUGGCGUCUGGUUGCAAGAGUGCUGGCUAUUUGCUUCGUGCUGUGGAUCAGCGAGGCACCAGCAUGCUGGACUCCUUAAUAGAGUGCGAACAGAAGGAAGUGGUAGCUCACCCAGCGGUGCAGAAAUACCUAACUGACGUCUGGUAUGGCAACUUGAAGUGGGCCCACUGGAAAAUAGUCCUUUUGUUUUUUAUCUUCCUCAUCUGUCCUCCUAUUUGGCUGCUCUUCUCCCUCCCAAUUCACCAGUUCAAUAGGAUUCCAAUUAUGAAAUUCAUGAGUCAUUUGGUUUCUCAUAUCUUCCUCCUGGUGCUGUUUAUACUAACAAUAGUCUAUCCCCCACUUAGCCCAAUAUAUGAAGGUCGGAUGCUUCCCUGUUGGAAUGAAUGGCUCCUGCUGGCUUGGCUUUCAGGAAUGCUGGCCUCUGAACUGACCCACCCAGGCGAGAGAGUCGGAUUGGCAUGGAUUCGGAUAUUUCUCUUGGGAUUUUCAGCCGUCGCUGUCUUCUGUCACCUGCUUGCUUUUGCCUUCCAGGACAAUGAGCGGCUGCACUGUUUUUUUGCACGAAAUAUUUUCCUCGCAGUAGCCAUGACCCUCUGCUUUGUGCAGUUUCUGGAGUUUCUCACCUUCCACCACCUCUUCGGCCCCUGGGCUAUCAUCAUCCGAGACCUGAUGAAGGACCUGGCCAGGUUUGCAAUCAUCCUUGCGCUGUUUCAUGCAGCUUUCACCAUGCAGCUCGUAGCAGUUUACCAACCUGUAUACCCUGCACCACCAGUCAAACCAUCUGCUGGAAAUAGAUCAGGUUCUGAAGAGGCACAUUAUGACAUUCAAGACCCAUUGGAUAUUACUGUCUUACUUUUCUUUGCUCUGUUUGGUAUGAUGGAUCCAGACUCCUUACCCAAAUUGUAUCGGACGCCCAUUUUUACCCAGUUCAUUGUCAAGUUUGUUUUUGGAAUGUACCUUGUCAUGACUCUAAUUGUCCUGAUCAACUUGCUGAUUGCUAUGAUGAGCGACACAUACCAGCGAAUCCAGGCACAGUCAGACACUGAGUGGAAGUUUGGGAGGGCCAUGUUAAUCCGUGACAUGAUCAGGAAAUCAGGGACCCCUUCUCCAUUUAAUCUAUGCACCAAUCUUUUCUACUACAUCAAAAUGCUGUGCAAACGUAGGGGUAAACUCUGCUCUACGGAAGGCCGGGAAUUGAUGAAUGAAGGAGAUAACCUCGACACCAUAUCGGAUACACGCUCCAUUGACAUGUUGCCGCAUGCAUCUGUCGGAUGGAUACAAAGCACCUCUAAAAGAGCAACACAAGUCUCUCCCGAAGCUGGAUUCUUGCGAGGCAUAAGGCAAAAUGGUCCAAUGCAAAUUGAAGAUAUUAUUGACUGGCACAAUGUAGCUUUUCGCUAUUUAACAAUGAAAGGCCAGACUGAUGGCCUGGUGUUGAUACAGCUCCAGCAUGAUGAAAGACCAAAGGUCUGUAAGUGUGAUUUUGGCACCAACUAUCAAACUUGACUUGCCAAAUCCCGAUAACCUCAAAAUCAUGAGGAUUGUAACAUUGUUCAGCUAUGUGUCUGCGUAACCAGUUAGUGGUUUCUGCACCUUUCAAGGUCAUCAACCAUAUAUCAAGCAGCUAUUCAUCGAGUAACGUUAAUCAGAGGAGAAGGAUCAUCAUAACCAUUGAUGUGUAAUAAAGUGUGGUUUUUAUUCAUUAAGUGAUUAUUAUUUUAUUUAAAGGAUUUUACAUAGCAGUACAAUUGCUUAGCAGAUCUGUUUUUACUUGGUAAGACAAAUGGCAGCAUGUAAUUCUCCCCAUUUGGCACCAUGUUGCAAUGUAACGUGAGACAAAUUGAGUCCAUCGUGUAGUUAUGACAGGCAUCUCACUGAUUUUAAAGUUCAAAGUAAACUUACUAUCAAAGUAUAUUUAUGUCACCAUAUACCACCUUGAGAUUCAUUUGCAAGCCACUGAAAUAAUGUCCAUAUUUUCUGUAAGCUGGGAAGACAAACCUUCCUCUGAGAAAAAUGAAGAAGGAAAAUGAUGGAUUGCAGGGAGGUAUGAAUGGCUGAUAUUGAAAUAUUAGCCAUAAAAUCAAUUUACUCCCAUCAUGAAGCAAAAACAGAAAAUGCUGGAUAAACUCAGCAAAUUGGCAGCAUCAAUGGGGAGAGAAAUAGUUAUUCUUUUAGAUCUGAGGCCCUUUAUCAGAAAUGAAAACAGAGAAACAAAUUAGUCCAGGCGGCAGAGAAGUUAGUGAAUCCGAAUGGCCAUAAUUUAUUUUUAAUUUUUAUUUAUUCCCACAUCCAGUCGUCCAUAUUUCCUUGUUCAUUCUAUCUUGCUUCAUAUUUUGCUAGAAUUUUAUUUCCAUUUCUAGGGCACUGAAAAAAUGUGUAUUUCUAAUGCCUCUUUGAUCUGGCCAGAAAUGCCAUUCUGGACAUAACAUUUAGUUAUCUCCAAAUGUAGAAAGCUUUCUGGCAACUGCUGCAAGGUUCCAGCGGGGUAGGUUAAAAUUAAGGUGCAUAUUGCAACAUUUGAUUUUUGGGUUAAUUUUCUCUUUCCAUUUUUUAACCACACUUAUUCUGAUUGAAGUACCUUCUUCUUUCAUAAAACAUGCUUGUUAUAAGGCAUUUUCCAUAAAUGCAGGGUGCAGAGAGACCUCACUAAUCUCACUGUGCUCCACUUGGUUCUUCACCCUCCCCUCCCCUCCCAUUUCAACAAGUUCACUCACAGAGCUCAUCUCCUUCUGAUCUUUCUGUAGUCUGCUCAGACUGUUGACCUGUUGUGUCAAAACAUGGGUUAGGAGAUGUUCCAUCACAGACGUGGUGUAAGUAGACAUAUUGUGGUUAGUAUCAGGGAUUGGUGUUGGGAGGGGGGUGGUUAGUAACAAGAUUGCUAGAAUCAUUCCUCUCCCUGCCUGGUUAUUUGGUGCAUUCCUCUCCGUAACCACUUAGUUCAUCAUUUCCCUGGUGCGCUCAAAAACCAGACUAACCCCAUGUUCAAUGAAUUCUGACUUUCAUUAAGGCCAAAUGAAAUGUUAAUUUAUAAAUAAAUAAACAAUUUCUUUCUGCAAUUUCAACGGUGACUGUCGCUUAGAUAAAGCAUCGCACAUUUUGUAUGGAGCCUAGAUAUAGUAGAUAGGAAGUAUCUAUUUCCCUUGCAGAAAAUCAAUAACACGUGGACUUAUACUUAGAAUAUGAAAAAUGAAUAGGAUAUUUUCCUCCCAGUAAACUGGGAAGGCACAGACCUCAGAGCCCAAAUGGAUAGCCAA